Messenger RNA from Emiliania huxleyi CCMP1516, 1041 nucleotides. RefSeq lists its product as hypothetical. The annotation marks the transcript as partial. Gene Ontology annotation, molecular function: protein serine/threonine kinase activity; ATP binding. The record is from RefSeq and is a predicted model, not a curated record. Gene Ontology annotation, biological process: protein phosphorylation; intracellular signal transduction. The transcript has a single exon. NCBI's taxonomy places the organism in Eukaryota, Haptophyta, Isochrysidales, Noelaerhabdaceae.
AUGGUGCUCAAGUUGCAGCCCGACGUAGCUCCGCACCAUAUCGGCACUACUGAAGAGGUGGCGCUCCGGCUCCUGAACGAGAGCGCCCACGGGUCACAGCUCCCCUCCGUCCCGAGGCUGCACACCGCCGCGACGGCUGAGAUUGGCGGCCGGCGGUGGCACUACAUGGUGAUGGAUCGCGCCGGCGAGAGAGAGUUCGGGUGGUGCGGCCGCGACCAGACGGAGGCCGCUCUCGGCCGCGCCUUUGCCACCGCCCUUGUCGGACUGGUCUACAUGCACAGCUGCGGCGUGGCGCACCUCGACGUGAAGCCCGCAAACAUCCUCGUCGACCGCGCGCACUCGGCGACGCUCAUCGACUUUGGGCUGAGCCUGAUGCAGCGCGAGAGCACGCGGGCCGCGGGCACGCUGCCCUACAUCGCGCCCGAGAUCUGCAAGCGCGCCGUGCCCCACGCCCGCGCGUACAACACCUUCAAGUCCGACGUCUGGUCGCUCGGCAUCUCGCUCUUCGCGGCCGCGGCCGGCUUCCACCCGUGGGCGCUCGCAAACGUGCACGAGCAGUCGGGUCGCUACCGCCGCGUCUACAAUGCACAGGGCCGCGCGGCGCACCUCGGCUUUAGCGCGACGUGGCUCCUCCUCUCGACGCCGCUCUCGGACGAGCUGGCCGCCACCUUCCCCGGCAUGGUCGGGCCGGCGACGGAGGAGGAGCUCUCACCCUGCCUGAGCUCGCCGGCGGCACCGCUGCUCGUCAAGCUCCUCGACGGCAUGCUCGUCAUCGACCCCGACCGUCGGCCCGACCUCCGCGGCGUCUGCCGGCUCGCCGACGAGUGGCUCGCCGCCGUCUGCCCGGCAGAGCAGCGGCGCGUGGGAGCGGUCCUCGCCGCAGCGGAGAGCGGCGCGUCGCCGCUCGGCGCCGCCGUCGCCGCGGCUGCGGCGGGAGAGAAGGAGCAGACCUUUGGGCACCCCGGCGACGGCGCGCGCGCGGACAGCGCGGACGAGUCGAACGAUCCCGUAUACCGCUCCAGCUUCCGGAGCAGCGGCAGC